Molecule: messenger RNA, 2338 nt
Organism: Pseudomyrmex gracilis
Lineage: Eukaryota; Metazoa; Arthropoda; Insecta; Hymenoptera; Formicidae
Exons: 4
Coding region: 196-1671 (491 amino acids)
Source: RefSeq, a predicted model, not a curated record
AGGAAAAUACUCGCUCUUCAGGACAGGGCUUGCCCGACGGGCAACAGCGGGCAACGAAGACCAUCACGAUCACCACGCAGUCAGCGUAGCCGCAGCGCGGACGUGGACUGCUUGAAGAAGUAUACGGAACGUCGUGUGGAGGAGCGUCGGCACACGGAGAUCACGGACACCAGCAAGCUGGACACGUCGCGCUGGAUGCCGCUGCCGAGAAACAUCCCCCGCGGCUUGCAAACCGUGGGAGCCGCCAAGAGAUCUUCGAGGGACGAGCGACAAGAGAGCGUCGACGAGUCGGCAACGAUCAGCGAGAAGUGGACAAAGCCGAGUCCACCCGCCGAGAAUCGAUCGCCCAAGAUCAUCGAGUCCGAAAGGAUCGAGCGCGUCGGCCGAGCGCAGCAUCCCACAGGCAGGAGCCACAGCACCGACGUGGCCGCUUUGAAGAGCAACGCGGACAAACGCAUCCCCGAACAGCGCAGACACACCGACUGCAGCGACUCGCGCACCAUCGCCACGAGGUGGCUACCGCAGUUGAACGGCGCGAAGUUUAGCCGGGAGUCAUCACCUCUGGCGAAAAUCGGCUGCGAGAUCACAAAGAGCGCGGCCACCCGGUGGAUAACCUUCACGAAGAGUCCGUCACCCAGCCCCAUGCCGAGAGCGAAUUCCGAGCGACGAGAUUCCGUGACGGAACGCGACAGACAAGACGAAGAAUCUUGCAAGGACGCGGACAUGUCCAAGUGGCAGCCUUCCAGAAAGUUCUCGCCGGUGAAGAACGAGAGAGGUCACCUGCAAAGACAAGACGAGAUAGAUCUGAGAGAUCGCUCCUUGAGCGUCGCCGACGCUACCGAGCGAGCGAACAAGCUGAGCCAACGUAUGCGAGAUCUGUACGAUUUCAAGACGGAGAACGAGUGGCCGAAAAGAGCGGGAUCGGCGGGAUCCUGCCAGCGGGACAACUCCUGGAUCAGCAGUAGCGAGGAGGAGAAACCUAAUUAUCUCCCGGUUCGCAGAAAUAGUCAGGAUCUGGAAUUCAACGACAGAAUUCAGUCGGCAUAUAAAUCCAAGGCUCAGCGCGAGGAGGACAGACGAAGACCGAAGCGCAGCACCCACGACGACGAAGACGAGAAGGAUGAGCGUCUGCGGAGAUUCAACGACAAGCUGCGAUACAGCGAGGAUCUCGGCAGGGAGGAGCCGCGGGUUCGGCCGCGCGAGCGGCGCACCUAUUCGGACGACUACGACGAGAAGGUGCGACGGGAGAGACAAUACCGUCUGUCGUCGUUUCGGCCGCCUUCGCCGUUGACGGUGAAGAAAGAGCGGCCGGAACCGCUGGCGAUCAAGAGACUGGUGGACAAAGAGAACAAGCGGAAUUCGGACGCGAGCGCGAGGUCGCGCGGAAGUUCCGGCGUCAGUUACGUCGAGGUGGACUUCGUGAAGAGAGAGCAGCGCACCAGCGACGUUAGUUACGCGAGCGUGAGCCUCGCCAAGAGAGGAAGCGUCGAGUGCAAAGGCACUCAGAAGAUUCUCGAGGUGCCGCCCAGGAGAGCCUUCAGCCAGAGCGACGAGCGUCCGGCCACCCCGAUACCGCCGAUUGAGUUCAACGACGAGCGAUAUGUUCCCAAGAAACUACCUUCGGAUUCCCCGAAGAGAGACAGCACCAGAUACAAGGUGUACCUGACGUAGGGAACGCCUGCGAAGGCAGGCGUUUCGCGAAACGAAUGCCGCUUUCGCAGAGCUUUAGAUUAGCGUGGACCAAAUCGCGGGGAAAAAGUGGAAGUACAAAUUCAAUAUUUAUAUAUAAGUGUGAAAAAUCAUUAGUACGGAGAGAGAGAAAACCGUGAUUUUAAUAAUUUAUAGAUGUCAAAAAAAAAAAUAUACACACACGUUUGUUACGAAAUUCGUUGUGCAGCGAUACUCGAUGUCGAUUUUGUGUUGGACACGUUUUUGUCAAGAAAAGGUAAGAACAAAUUGAAUUUUGAAUAUAAACGUUUUAAACGAAGAACAUACGAAUAUGGAAUUGUUGUCUCUAACUGUUAAACGUUCAGAUGUGUUUGAUCGUUCAAGUGUUUGAUGUGUUCAUCGUCAAGUAAUAUAAAAUUGAUACAAAAAAUAAAAAUAAAAAAUAAAAAAAAAAUAAACACUCGAUAUACUCUGUUACACUGAUAACAGCCCGAGCGGGAGUUUCUAAUACACGGUGAAAUAUAUUUGUAACAGAGGUUUACAACAAUGAACCGAAAGUUUCCUAUUCGUGUUUUUCAUGUCACUGUUUUAAAAAGCGCAACUGCGAUAUAACAAGUAAUGUACGAACGAUGUAAGAUGUGAAAUGCAUAAUAAAAUAUUCUUUGAGGAA